This is a messenger RNA of Bursaphelenchus xylophilus (pine wood nematode), 953 nucleotides long. The record is from the annotation of a GenBank genome assembly. Lineage: Eukaryota; Metazoa; Nematoda; Chromadorea; Rhabditida; Aphelenchoididae.
AUGAACAUACGAAGGGCUACCGUGGAGGAUUUAGUGAAGACUCAACAUUGUAAUUUGCUUUGUUUGCCCGAGAAUUACCAACUCAAGUAUUAUCUUUACCACGCUCUUUCAUGGCCCUUGUCUUUCGUCGCUGAGAACCAUAAUGUAAGUUUUUGAUUUGUUUUUGUGUUGAAAUUUAGAGAUGAAGAUAGCACGGAGUUGUUGAUACCAGAAUUCAGCUGAUAACUUGUUUAAAAGACUGCUAAAUUGAAUCAUUUUGGGUUUUAGAUCUAGUAUAACAUAGUUGAUAAAUUUGAACGGAGAUUAAACAAAAAAUCUUCGAAUUUUUGCAUUGAUUAGGUGGAGGAAGUUUUUUUGUGUAAGAUGCGGCCUGUUUCCACCCAGAACAUCUUUGCUUUGAUUUAUUUUUAUUCAAAGUUUGUUGCCCCAUCAGCGCCUAGUAUAACAUCCCCCAUUUUUAGGGUGAGAUUGUUGGCUACGUGCUGGCAAAGAUGGAAGAGGACUCCGAAGACGAACCUCAUGGACAUAUCACUUCACUUGCAGUCAGAAGAGAGUACCGUCGACUAGGAGUGGCCCGGCUUCUCAUGGAUCAAACGGCUCGAAUGAUGGUGGAAAUGUAUGGCGCUCGCUAUGUAUCUCUUCAUGUUCGUGUCACCAACCGAGCAGCUUUGCAUUUGUACCGGUAAGAGUUUAUUUUGAAUUAGUUUUUUCGAAUUUUAGGUCAAGUGCAAUAUAAUUUUCUCCAGUUUUUCAUCUAAAAUCUGUCGUGUUUUAGUGAUGUUUUGAAAUUCGACAUCAUGGAUGUAGAAUCAAAGUAUUACGCCGACGGAGAAGAUGCCUAUGCCAUGAAACGCCCUCUCGUUCAAUGGGCCAAGGACCAUGGACUUGAACCGUUCGAUAAGGAAAGUUUCUUCAAGGAAAAGGCGCCAAAAGUCAAUGGAAAACCCCACUGA